CUGGACAAUAGGGCGGGUUUUCGAUGAAGGGCCGGUAGUGGUAAAGAUGGCAGCGAGUCUGAGAUCCUCUUGGUGGCAGCGGUGGCGGCGAUGUUUGUCACUUCAGGAUGGGUCCAGGAUAUUCCUCCUUCUCCUUUUGUUGGGGUCUGGGCAGGGGCCAUGGCAAGUCGGGGCGGGUCAGACGUUCGAGUACUUGAAGCGGGAACACUCGCUGUCGAAGCCCUAUCAGGGUGUGGGCACAGGCAGUUCCUCAUUGUGGAAUCUGAUGGGCAAUGCCAUGGUGAUGACCCAGUACAUCCGCCUUACUCCAGAUAUGCAAAGUAAACAGGGUGCCUUGUGGAACCGGGUGCCAUGUUUCCUGAGAGACUGGGAGUUGCAGGUGCACUUCAAGAUCCAUGGACAAGGGAAAAAGAAUCUGCAUGGGGAUGGCUUGGCAAUUUGGUACACAAAGGACCGAAUGCAGCCAGGGCCUGUGUUUGGAAACAUGGACAAAUUUGUGGGGCUGGGAGUAUUUGUAGACACCUAUCCCAAUGAGGAGAAGCAGCAAGAGCGGGUAUUCCCCUACAUCUCGGCCAUGGUGAACAAUGGCUCCCUCAGCUAUGAUCAUGAACGGGAUGGGCGGCCCACAGAGCUGGGGGGCUGCACAGCCAUUGUCCGCAAUCUCCAUUAUGACACCUUCCUUGUGAUUCGCUAUGUGAAGAGGCAUCUGACGAUAAUGAUGGAUAUUGAUGGUAAGCAUGAGUGGAGGGACUGCAUUGAGGUGCCUGGGGUCCGUCUGCCGCGGGGCUACUACUUUGGCACCUCCUCCAUCACUGGGGAUCUCUCAG
This is a messenger RNA of Castor canadensis (American beaver), 827 nucleotides long. Lineage: Eukaryota; Metazoa; Chordata; Mammalia; Rodentia; Castoridae. The record is from RefSeq and is a predicted model, not a curated record.